CACAGGGAACUUCUUUGCCACCGCACCGGUACACUUACUGAACGUUACCCAGGUCAGGCCGUCACAGCUUACAUGGCUUACGAUUAUGCUUCCUUUUCACCGGAAACAGGCAUUUGUUAAUAAGUUAAUGGCAUGUCAGUGCCAACACUUGAGUUAAAAAUGCAGUCACAUCGACCACAACUACUGGACAUUGUUGUGACAGCAACAGUUUUUCUCUGUACGCGAAUACUGGGUCAAUCUGCAGAAAGUGGCUGCAAUACGGUGGUGGUCGUGUCAGACACAGCCAAACACACAGUCAAGUCAGCAGGGUACCCAUUAGGGUAUCAACAGAAUACAGAUUGCAAAUGGAGGUUGGAUGCAACGAGAAUGUUUAACCAGAACAAAACAAUAAAACUGCGAUUUAUCGUGGACAUAGAAGAUUCUUCAGAUUGUUCAGGAGAAUCUGUCACAGUGCAUGCUUUCACAUCACCAAGGAAUACAAAACUAGCGGUGCUGUGUGGCAACGUAAAGAAGAAAAGAUAUGAGUUCUUCAUCGAGUCCCUCCUGGUUGUAUUCAAGACUGGAUCUAGUCCUUCACUGGGCAGACAAGGCUUUAAGAUGGUGUACCAGAUGAUUGAUGAGACAUCAUGCAGUGAGAGGCUCUUUUCUACUGAAAGAAAACUUGUCCUCAGUUCUCUUGGAUAUCCCCAACCCUAUCCAAGUUUUCAGAGAUGCACAUACCUGAUAAGGACAUCGACACCUGACUACAAUGUCAGGCUGGACGUCCUACAGUCUGCUCUUGGCACCUGUCGAGAUGCAUAUGUUAUGGUAUACGAUGGAGACUCAGAACAAGGGCCUCUACUUGGAAAAUGGUGCGGCUUUCAGAAGCCCAAGUUCCUUAGCCUGGUACAACAACUCUAUGUGGUGUUUGUGAGCCAAGACAACAGCCUUAGACGAACAGGCUUCACAGCAAACUAUUAUGAUGCCAUGUGUGGGGGCACAGUGCACACAGACUAUUACAAGACGGGGGAAAUUGUGUUUCCUGGAUAUUCUUCACCAUUUAGCCAUUACAUCAAAUGCCGGUGGUACCUCAAUGUUCCAAAGUCUGUCUCCAAAUUUUUGGUGGCAUUCAGAAAUGUUCAAGUUGACUGCCCGUUUAGUAGAAUUUCAGUGUAUGAAGGACCAAGUGAUACAGACUUUGAAAGCACAUGGGAUAUCUGUGACAAAGAGAAUUAUACCUUCUUGGUUUCCGGGCCGAGUAUGUUCAUCAAAUUCAAAAACCAGGGUUCCUUAGCAGGACCCAGCUCCUUUAGAAUCAACUACCGAGGGUACAGCAACACAGCGUGCUUCCAAAAAGGAGAAUACGGCAAGGCAGAUUUCAAUACAGCGAAACGUAAAACACAAAUAUUGAUGUCCCCAGGGUACCCUGAGAUGUACCCCGACCGAAUACAGUGUGUGUGGAAAGUGAGGGCUGAUGAUGAUAUGGACGUUAUCAUGGUUAAAGUUGUUGAACUUAACCUACAUCCGAAGCCAACAUGUUCUGACAGUGUCCGCUUAUAUAAUGGGUACUUGUCUGACUUGAACAAGAAGCCAGACAUGAUAUUGUGUGACACUGAGAAAAAAGUUUUCUACAGCGAAAGUCCAUCAAUGACCAUUGUGUUUUCGACCAAUGAGGUUGGAAUUGGAACAGGUUUCAAGAUAGAAUAUCAGUCUACUGUAAAGCCAGAGCUUGAAAGGACAGCUUCAGUUUACAUCCGUGCCACAAUCAUAGCAACAACCUGUGGCAUCACCGCCGUCAUCUUCAUCAUCAUCGUUGUCAUUAUUUGGAUAAAAAGACGCUCUGACCGCACGCCACAAACUCCAGUUGUCCAAACCACUUGUCAUCCUCAUCCUCCUCCCCAGACCAGAGACCAAGCAACCCCUUUUCUCCCAACCAACACCCCCGGCAAUACUGUAGAUCCUACUGCACCACCACCAUCAUACCAGGAUGUCAACUACCUACCCGUCACUGACCCUUCCACACCCCCCAUGCUGCCUCCCAGUUAUGAAGAUGCGGUGACAAAAGGAAUGAUUGAAAAAGACACGGAAACUAGGUUUUGAGGAAUCAUAAUUCUGUACAUCAAUACAAUUGGAGUGAGUGAGUUGGGUUUAAUGCCGCUUUUAACAGUAUUCCAGUUAUAUCACGGCGUGUCAGCUUAAUGUGGGAGGAAAGCCCAAAGUGAUGCAGGUCUCAAACGUUUACCACUUCGAUGAA
Haliotis rufescens (red abalone) is the source of this 2233-nucleotide messenger RNA. Its product is annotated as cubilin-like. The record is from RefSeq and is a predicted model, not a curated record. Bases 133 to 2079 code for a protein of 648 amino acids. The transcript is spliced from 14 exons. NCBI's taxonomy places the organism in Eukaryota, Metazoa, Mollusca, Gastropoda, Lepetellida, Haliotidae.